Messenger RNA from Neogale vison (American mink), 458 nucleotides. RefSeq names its product RAS guanyl-releasing protein 2-like. The record is from RefSeq and is a predicted model, not a curated record. Bases 12 to 458 code for a protein of 148 amino acids. Gene Ontology annotation, cellular component: plasma membrane. NCBI's taxonomy places the organism in Eukaryota, Metazoa, Chordata, Mammalia, Carnivora, Mustelidae. The transcript has a single exon. Gene Ontology annotation, molecular function: guanyl-nucleotide exchange factor activity. Gene Ontology annotation, biological process: Ras protein signal transduction; positive regulation of GTPase activity.
CUCCGGCAGUCAUGGCGGGCACCCUAGACCUGGACAAGGGCUGCACAGUGGAGGAGCUGCUCCACGGCUGCAUCGAAGCCUUUGAUGACUCCGGGAAGGUGCGGGACCCUCAGCUGGUGCGUAUGUUCCUCAUGAUGCAUCCUUGGUACAUCCCGUCCUCUCAGCUGGCGGCAAAACUGCUUCACAUCUACCAGCAGUCCUGGAAGGACAACUCCAAUUCGCUGCAGGUGAAAACAUGCCACCUGGUCAGGUACUGGAUCUCAGCAUUCCCAGCAGAGUUUGAUUUGAACCCUGAGCUCGCUGAGCAGAUCAAGGAGCUGAAGGCUCUGCUUGACCAAGAAGGGAACCGGCGGCACAGCAGCCUCAUUGACAUCGAGAGCGUGUGCGUGGGGCGAGCUAGAGGGCUGGGGAGGGCGCUCAGCAUCCCACACCAUCCGUCCUUAAUAAAUGUUUGUUGA